AUGAGCAGAGAGAACAAGGACGGGUUGAGAUAUGGGCAGAGAGAUCAGACACAGGGAAGGGGGACAACGACAGACCCCCAGGAAGCGGCUGAGGCCUCCCGGCCCUUCACCCGGAGCUCCGUUCCCAAACGCCGCCGCGGGGGCACCGAAGGACGCGGCCCCAGCGAGCGCUCGGCUCGAGGAGCGGCUGCCGCGCUCAGACACGCGCGGCCGGGGCAGAACGGCCCCCGGGGCUCCCUCCCGGCCGCUCACCCGGCGGCAGAAGCAGCCGAGCCGCUCGUAGGGCAGCGGGAGCUGCUGCCGCCGCUCCAGGACGCGCUUGAGGAGGUGGCGGGCGAAGCGGCAGCCGCUCUCCCGGCACACGGCGCCCGGGAACGGCACCCGCCCCGGAGGACACGCCGCCCCCGGCUCGCUUCUGCUUCGCCCCGCCGCGGCCAUCCAGGGCCGGGGAGAAGCCGCCUCCUGCUCGGCGCGGGGCGGGCGCCGCCGCUCGAACGGGCGCCGCCGCGGGGCAUCACGGGAGCGGCGGGAAGGCUUCCGGCGCCGCGGCCGCCAUGUCCGGUGCGGGCAGCGGCGCUUCCGGCCGGCUCGGCAGGAGGAGGGGCCGCCCCCUGCUCCGGUCCCGGGCCGGGCCGCCGGCUCCGCUCCCCGGCAGAGGCGCCGCCCGCGCUCUCCUCGCCCCGCCGCGUUCGCCAACAGCGCGGGCGCCGCCUCCCGCGGAGGGAGCCGGGCAGCGGGGCCGGAGCGCGGUGCACACGGCCGGCAGGCGGCGCCCCCGGGCUCGGCCCGCAGCUGCCAUGGGCCCCCGCGGGAGGGCGCGCGGGGAGGGAGCGGGCGGGGGCGCCGCGCGGCACGCCGGGAGCUGUAGUUCUGCGCCAUCGGGGCGCGCUGGGAGGCGUAGGCGGGCGGGACUCCAUUUCCCGUGGCGCCGCGCGGCGGCCGCUGCCUCAGGGCCUUUCCCGGAGUCCUGGAAUGGUUCGGGUCAGAAGGAACCAUCCAGUUCUCACCUCCCCAGCGUGGGAGGCAGCGUCAGGGACACCUGCAUGGCUCACGUUGCUCAAAGCCGCAUCCAGCCUGGCCUUGAGCUCCUCCAGGGCUGGGGCAUCCAUGCCUUCUCUGAGCAACCCGUGCUAGCGCCUCACCGCCCUCCCGGGAAAGAAUUCCCUCCUUCUCUCUAUAAUCCAAAUGUCCCCUCUUUCAGCUUCAGAGCGUUCCCCCUUGUCCUAUCCCUGUGCUCCCUGCUAAAGAGUCACUUCCCAUCUUCCCCGUAGCCCCUUCAGCUACUGGAAGGUCACUCUACUGUUUUGUUGGAGAAAUAACGUUUACCAAUGUUUUGCCUUCUAUGACAAAGUGGCUCGGCUACUGAAUGGGGGAAAGGCUGUGGAUGUAGUCUUCUUGGACUUCAGUAACGCCUUUGACACAGUUUCUCACAGCAUUCUGCUUCAGAAACUGUCAGCCUCUGGCCUGGACAGGCGCACACUCUCCUGGGUUGAAGACUGUUUGGAUGGCCCAGAGAGCGGUGGUCAAUGGAGUUAACUCCAGCUGGAGGCCAGUCACAAGUGGGGUUCCCCAGGGCUCAGUAUUGGGUCCAGCCCUGUUCAAUGUCUUUAUCAAUGACCUGGAUGAAGGCAUUGAGUGCACCCUCAGCAAGUUUGCGGAUGACACUGAGCUGGGAGGAAGCGUGGAUCUGCUGGAGGGUAGGGAGGCUCUGCAAAGGGAUCUGAACAGCUGCAUGGAGGAGAAGAACCUGGGGGUAAUGGUUGACAGCUACCGAACGUGAGCCAGCAGUGUGCCCAGGUGGCCAAGAAGGCCAAUGGCAUCUUGGCUUGUAUCAGAAAUGGUGUGACCAGCAGGUCCAGGGAGGUUAUUCUCCCUCUGUACUCAGCACUGGUGAGACCGCACCUCGAAUACUGUGUUCAGUUCUGGGCCCCUCACCACAAGAAGGAUGUUGAGGCUCUGGAGCGUG
Messenger RNA from Cuculus canorus (common cuckoo), 1966 nucleotides. Its product is annotated as translation initiation factor IF-2-like. Bases 1 to 1134 code for a protein of 377 amino acids. NCBI's taxonomy places the organism in Eukaryota, Metazoa, Chordata, Aves, Cuculiformes, Cuculidae. The record is from RefSeq and is a predicted model, not a curated record. The transcript has 2 exons.